AUGUCGCGCACAACGAGUCAAGCGUACCGGCACAUGAGGUCUGCCCUGGCCCUGUGGCCCAAGGACAACCUCCGCCCCGAGACCCAGUUUACCGAGAUCAUCCAAAGAGGCAUCGAGAGGAGGUACACCAAGCCCAAUGUCGUCGACGAGGCCAAGGAGCUGAAGCAGGCGAAUGCCCUCUACGCCCUCGCCGACGACCGCUUCAAGAAGAGGUUCCCCUUGAACGGCGAACUCUUGAAGCCCGAAAGCCAGCCGACAUACUUCCAAGACCUGUUGAGAGAGCUCGAGGAGGCCCCGACACGAGGUUGGCUGCAAAACAUGUCCAAGAAGCUCUCCGGCAUGUUCAGACUUCAAUGA
Molecule: messenger RNA, 357 nt
Organism: Colletotrichum phormii
Lineage: Eukaryota; Fungi; Ascomycota; Sordariomycetes; Glomerellales; Glomerellaceae
Exons: 3
Coding region: 1-357 (118 amino acids)
Biological process (GO): mitochondrial respiratory chain complex III assembly
Cellular component (GO): Cbp3p-Cbp6 complex; mitochondrion
Molecular function (GO): ribosome binding
Source: RefSeq, a predicted model, not a curated record